Cercopithifilaria johnstoni is the source of this 342-nucleotide messenger RNA. The record is from the annotation of a GenBank genome assembly. NCBI's taxonomy places the organism in Eukaryota, Metazoa, Nematoda, Chromadorea, Rhabditida, Onchocercidae.
AUGAGCCGUGUAAAUGAACAAACUGAUAAUACCGCAACAGUUACUAUUAUUGAAGAACCUAUCGAUCCAACGGUUGCAGUACAACAACUUUCCCUAUCUCCAGAACUGUCACGUGAACCACGUGUGCGCUGGUCUGCAGAUACGAUAGACAAUGAAUUUUUGGGUAGGCAUAAGUCGAAAUGUUGCUGUAUUUACAAGAAGUCGAAGAAAUGGGAUGAAAGUUCUGAUGGCGACAGUGAUUCUGAUUGUGAAACAAAUCAUUGUCGGGGACAUGUUGAAAGACGUUUUCAUCCAUCAAGCAGCGAUGAUGGAGGCAAAUCAGGUCCUUCAUGCUCUACUUGA